Miscanthus lutarioriparius is the source of this 2316-nucleotide messenger RNA. Lineage: Eukaryota; Viridiplantae; Streptophyta; Magnoliopsida; Poales; Poaceae. The record is from the annotation of a GenBank genome assembly.
AUGGAGGCUUCCCUGUUGAGCGGGUUCAUCAAAACCAUCCUGCCGAGGCUCUUCUCACUGGUAGAAGGGAAAUACAAGCUGCACAAGGGCCUCAAGAGCGACAUCAAAUCCAUGGAGAAAGAGCUCCGUAUGAUCGCUGUUACGAUCGAUGAACAGGUCUCGCUGGGGAGGAAGGAUCAAGGAGCUGUGCUGAGCCUGUCAAUUGACGAGCUGCGUGAACUGGCUCAUCACAUCGAGGACUGCGUAGAUCGCUUCUUGUACCAUGUGACCCGGGAGCAGCAAACAUCCUUGUUUCGUCGGACCGUUCGGUCGCCGAAGACUCUGCUGUCCCGUCAGCGGCUGGCUGCCGAGGUCCAGGUCCUGAAGAAGAUACCGGAGGAGGCGCACCAGAGGGAGAAGAGGUACAGGGUCUUCGCCGGCCUUUCCUCCUCUACCCAGCAUGCUGAAUCGUCUUCCUGUUCGUCUGGAUCUGAUCCGCACACCCUUAAGGCCGACAUCGUCGGCAUCGACGGUCCCAGGGACGAGCUUGUGCAUCAGUUGACCGAGGAGGCAGAGGGACUAACAAAGCAGCUCAAGAUUAUCUCCAUCGUCGGGAUCCAUGGCUCCGGCAAGACCGUCCUUGCCAGAGAGGUCUACGAGAGCGACGUCGGCCGGCAGUUCAGUCUGCGGGCGUGGGUUUCUGCUACUGACAGGGGUCCGAGAGAGGUGCUCAUGGAGAUCCUCCAAAAAUUUGGCAGGCCAGUGGUGGAUAACUCUAGUGUUGACCAGCUUACGGUAGAUCUCAGGAAACACUUGGGUGAGCAAAGGUAUUUCAUUGUAAUUGACGACAUGCAAACAGAUCAGUGGAGUACCAUUGAAGCUGCCUUCCCAGAAGAUAAUGUUGUUAGCAGCAGAGUAAUGGUGACAACAACUAUCCAGUCAGUGGCUAAUGCUUGCAGCUCUUCUAAUGGUUAUGUGCACAAAAUGAGAAGACUUGGCAAUAAACACUCAGAGCAAUUGUUUAUCAAGAAAGCUUGCCCAACAAAAUAUUCAGGUUAUACUCGACCAGAAUCAAAAGAAGUUCUGAAGAAAUGUGAUGGCCAACCACUUGCUCUUGUUACCAUGGGUCAAUUCUUGAGGAAAAAUGGUUGGCCCACAGCACCCAACUGCGAAGAUGUGUGUAGAGAUCUUAGACGUCAUCUGGAGCAGGAUGAUACAUUGGAGAGAAUGCGAAGGGUGCUUAUCCACAGCUUCUCUAGUCUUCCUGGCCAUGGUCCCAAAGCCUGCCUUUUGUAUUUUGGUAUGUUUCCAUCUGAUCAUCCCAUAAAGAGGAAGAGGCUGCUGAGGCGAUGGUUAGCAGAGGGAUUUGUAGAAGCACAGCCUUCAUCUAGUGAAAAUUUUAACACCCUCAUAGACCGGAACAUUAUUGAGCCCAUCAGCAUAUGUAACGAUGAUCAGUUUCAACUUUCUGAUAAAGUCAAGAUAACAAGUGACAUCCAGAAGUUUUUCUUGACUGAACAGAGUAACUUAGAGACAUUUGCAGGAUUUGUCACGGAUGGGUGUCAAGGAUUUCCACAAAUCAUGAAUUACAUGACGAAUUUGAGAAAGCUUAAGAUGUGGCUUGAGAGGAUUUGUCAUAUCGAUCGCGGGUCUCCGGAGUUGUGCCUUUCAUCAAAGAAAUUGACAGCGGGCCUCCUUGCAGCAUUGGCUAACUUGAAAGACUUGCAGCAUCUCAAGCUGAUUGCGUAUGUCCUUGAAGAUUUUAUCAUUGAAGAUCAGGCAUUGCCCGGGCUGCUACACCUGUGUUUCGUCCUGCAACGUGCCACGUUACCAACAAUUGAAGAAGGAGCUUUGCCGUACCUCAUCUCACUUAAGCUAAUCUGCAAAGACCUAGUUGGUCUUGCUGACAUCAAAAUCAACCGUCUCACAUGUCUUAAGGAAAUCAGUCUAGAUCAUAGAGUUGCUUUGGAAACAAGAGAAACCUGGGAAAAAGCUGCCAAGGGGCAUCCAAACAGGCCAAAAGUACUGUUGGUCAAUGCAGGUGAUGAAAGCGAAAGUGAGGCUGCAGACUGUUCUGUUGCUUCAACGCCAGCUGUGAGUGAGGCUAAUGAAACUUCUCCCACAUCAGAGGUUGCUGUACAAGUGGAUGACAUUCAGAUGACAGUUAACCAGGGGCCGUCUGCGGCUCCUGAGAAACAGAAGAAUUGUGCAGUUCAGCCAAGUUCAAAAGAUGAACUGGACUCUGCUAUCAAUAAUAUUGGUUUCCCGGAGGUCGCGCUUGGCUUAACCGAGUUGUCAAUUGCUCGGAAUGGAAAUGUGUCUUCUUACACCUAUUGA